Melampsora larici-populina 98AG31 is the source of this 1491-nucleotide messenger RNA. RefSeq lists its product as uncharacterized. The record is from RefSeq and is a predicted model, not a curated record. Bases 1 to 1491 code for a protein of 496 amino acids. NCBI's taxonomy places the organism in Eukaryota, Fungi, Basidiomycota, Pucciniomycetes, Pucciniales, Melampsoraceae. The transcript is spliced from 5 exons.
AUGCCUCCUCGCACUCGAAAUAACCGUCCAUCAGCCAGUUCCAAGACUUCCAAGUCUGCCAAUCCACCAGGUCAACAAGAAGAAUCAACUCCGGGGACUACUUCAAAUCCUUCAACUCGUGGUACUCGGUCCAAGAGAGCUCCUUCACGCGCCACUGUCCCAGCUAAACGUGUCCGUGACGACACCAUUGAGAAUCUCAACAACCCAUCUACGAAUACUGCCGAGACCGGUGACCAACAACCGGACGAUCCCCAAGACUCACAACCUGAAAUGAAGGGAACUAAAGCUAUAAGUGCUUACACGAUAUUCCUCCAGUACUGUCUGGAUUGUUUAACUGAACCGAUGCCAUUAAAAGGUCAAGAGGAAGGUGGUGUCAUAUUGGGUGAACGUAAUCGGAAGAAUGGGAAACGAUGGCGAGCACUUACUGAAGAUGAGCUGGCAAUGUUCGAUCCAACAAUCUUCUACGCGUUGGCUGGCAUGCCUAACCCCUUGUUAGAUUUGGAAACCGAUGAAAACGAAAAGGAUCAUGAUCAAGGGCAGCAAGAGGAAGGUGGCGACUCAUUUGUACCGGUUCCAACUGUUCACAAGCUGACGGUUGAGGAGGACGAGCUUUACCGGCCUAUUUAUGAACGGCUGGUCGAUGUGAAGAAGGUUGAAAACGAACUGGGAAAGCCUCCUACAGGUCCUUCCAAUUCACAGCUUCAGCGCAAAUCAAAGACGGCUAUCGAGAGGAUUGCUCAUCAGCUUUCAUGCGAAGCCCAUCGUUUAGACUUUGCCUACUACCUUGUGGCAACAAGCACACUCACUCCGAACAAGUCUGCUGAGCUGGGAUGGCUCAAGCAAUACACCACUCAUCCACAAAUCGCAACUUGGGCCAACAAAACCUGUCAUCUUGCCACUGUUUUUGCGACGUACUCACAAGGUGAAUCGAUGGCAAAGGCAAUUGCCUCCGUGAACAGCAAACCAAAACGACAACGUUCUAACAAGCAACAGCCUAGUGAUAAGAUCAAAGUCGAUUUAGGACGUCUCUUGGCAGCUAUUACACACAAAACCUUGGGUUACGUUCCGCCGCAGUCUUUUCCCCAGACUGCUGACCCGGCAGCGGAGUUGAAAAGAAGGUCUUUACCAAUCAAUAUGGUUCUUGCAGCAGGAUCAAGAAUGACUGACGAAAAGCUUCAAGUUGGUUUCAAGAAAAUGCGAUCGGCCACGCGACUUGAGUGGAUUAACGAUAUCAAAGACGGUAAUUUUCGUUUAAUAAAAUUGAAGGUUGGGUCUGAUGAGACCAUUGGGGAGCCGGUCUCUUUAGACGCUACAGAUAUUGAAACUGCGUUGAACACUCCCUCUCGCGCAUUAGACAAGGUGGUGGAUCCGAUCAUUAACAAUACUGGUGAUCAGCCUAAUGCAAGUCAAACAACAAAAGAUUCAAACAAAAAAAUACAAAGAGAUGAAAGUGAUUCCAAAGAAAGUGAUACUGUUGAGGAAGAAGAUUGA